Messenger RNA from Trichoderma virens Gv29-8, 336 nucleotides. RefSeq lists its product as uncharacterized. The coding region runs from base 1 to 336 and encodes 111 amino acids. The record is from RefSeq and is a predicted model, not a curated record. NCBI's taxonomy places the organism in Eukaryota, Fungi, Ascomycota, Sordariomycetes, Hypocreales, Hypocreaceae. The transcript has 2 exons.
AUGGUCGUCUCCCCCCACGAUCCCCUGAAGAGCGAAGAGGCACAAGAUGCCGGAUGGGAGGCCGGCAAGGGAGGACUUAUCGGAGCUGCCAAAUGGGGUGUUGGAGCGGCAAUCCUGGGGGGCGCCGCCUACUUCUGGUCACCAGUUUAUCGCAAAACCACCGUCCAGUUCAAAGUUUAUGUUCAAAUGUCGGCCAUGGUCCUCGGCGGCAUGAUCGGGGCAGACCAACGCUUGAGGCAGUAUGAAGCUCAUGUGAGAGCUCAGAGAAGGUGGCUUAGAGAGAAGGCAAAGUGGGAUAGGUACGAGCAGGAAGUUGCACAGAACAAUGGUAAAUAA